Messenger RNA from Eremothecium gossypii ATCC 10895, 2835 nucleotides. It is a transcript of the gene ARO80, whose product is annotated as Aro80p. The record is from RefSeq and is marked provisional. Lineage: Eukaryota; Fungi; Ascomycota; Saccharomycetes; Saccharomycetales; Saccharomycetaceae. Gene Ontology annotation, cellular component: nucleus. The transcript has a single exon. Gene Ontology annotation, biological process: positive regulation of transcription by RNA polymerase II; aromatic amino acid catabolic process. Gene Ontology annotation, molecular function: zinc ion binding; DNA-binding transcription factor activity, RNA polymerase II-specific. The coding region runs from base 1 to 2835 and encodes 944 amino acids.
AUGGGGGAAGAAGAACCGAAUCCCUCCGUGGAGGAGUGGACACAGUCUUCCAAUGCCGGUAGCGGCCGCAAGUGGCGCCGCAUCUAUAAGGCAUGCCUGAACUGUCGCACAAGAAAGGUGAGAUGUGACCUCGGGCCCGUGGAUAAGCCACGGGAGCCUCCCUGUGUGAGGUGCUCGCGCGAGCGAAAGGAAUGCAUUUUUACGGAACUCCGACGUGGCCGCAACCGCAGAAUACGAGUUGCAAAGAACGACAGGGCAGGACACGCCGAGCCUGACGGUGGCAUUUGCGUCGCGAACGCGCACGGUGACCCGUCUUCCGCGACUGGGCGCUUCAGCGGCGAACCGACCGCGCUCUCCGCAGGGAGCGAUCCGAGCCCGGAUAGCGCGUCCAACCGGGGGAGGGACGACCAGUCAUCGAACAGCGAUGAGCCGGAGUUCAGCGAACGGCCCGAGCUUUCGCUGUCCUCGGAAUUCACGACGCUGCACAACACGCUUGAGUUCUUAACGAAGGCAGCCGGUUCCGUCGCGAAGGACAAUGGGCGGCUACUUUCAAGUUCGACAGCAGUUGGCAAACAUAGUGCCGCCAUCUGCGAGUCGAUCACGCUACAGUUGUACAAUCCUUUGCACAACGGCCAGUACGCUUCCGUGGUUUCUGGCCCUCGGAAUCCAGAGGCAAUAACGGACCAAGCCGCAGCAUCCCGUACUCCUCAGGAAGAGCCCGAGUCUACGAAGUAUCCGCUGCUGCGAAACAUUGAAUAUGUGGGGCCCAACAAUACAUUGACUGUAGAAGAAGUCAUACGGCUCACCGAGUUAUUUUUCGUUACUCAUUAUCCGUUCUUCCCACAUAUACCUUUACACAUGCAAGAUCCGGAGGAACUAGCACGCUACCCCAUUUUGCUAUGUGGGGUUUUAUCGAUAUCUGCAAGAUAUCACAAGUUCGAAGAUAUCGGGUUGUCGAAUCGCGGUUCUCCGACCCGGAAUAUUGACGUUCAUGAGUAUCUUUGGCGCUACUGCCAGCAGAUGAUAUCACAAACUGUAUGGACUGAGGCCAGUACCCGCUCCAUCGGUACAGUGCUAGUGUUCUUGAUAUUUACCGAAUGGAACCCACGCGCCAUCCACCGAAAAUGCAACGAUUACGCAAAUGCAACGGAUCGACAGAAUGAGCAGAGCCAUUCUGAGAAAGCAAACACGGCCCAUUGCGGUUCUGGGAUCCCUGCCACAGAGCGAAAUGGGCCCAGAAGGUUUGUACUCGCCGAUCAAGGAUCAUCUGGCCUUAGCGCCAUGCGACGUAGUAAAAGGAUGGCAUGGAUGCUGGUCGGAAAUGCGGUGCGACUGGCGCAAGACAUGGAUUUUAUCAACACCAGCUCCAAGAUAUUCGUCGCAACACACACUUCGGAGACGAAUUGCGCAAUGAACAUGGGUCAGAACAGUACAUUAUCCCAUUCUCUGAUGAACGCAAAUAUUAUAGGCUCAGAGUCAAGCACGGCCAUUAGCAAUCCACCUAUGCCAUCUGAAACUGAGGAACGUUACAAAAGUGUUUUACAGAGACUCGGUAAGCAUGUCCCUCGGGGUAGAGGCCUAUCUCAGCUUUAUAAUGAGUUUUUGGAGGACGAGCGCAUCCUCUACGGCUUAGGUGGUGGAAGUGAAUAUGUUGAAGCAUACUGCGAUAGUUUGGAUCAAACAAAAAACAAUGUGAGCAUCGAGACUGCGUAUGAAUCUUCUUUGCUAGAGCGCGGGGGCCAGCAGGUUUUUCUGUCUUUCGCCCAACGCGCGAAGAUAGAGCUACUGAGGAUCAUGUCCGUUGGUUAUGAAACAAUAUAUUCGAACCACGCUAAACUGGUCCUCCGUGAAAAACAUCACAUACUUUCGGUACUUGGUCUCCUCUCGCCUCAAAUCGAGAAUUGGUAUACACAAUACAAUAGCCUCCUCGUGCCCGCUGGCGGCGCGCCUUUUAACCCCACUGCAGACUUCUCACGUAUCAACCCACUUGAUUUAGUGAGACGAAUAGAUGCCGAAAGUAUCAUAUGCGACUACUACUACUGUCAACUUUACAUUUACUCCCUGGCAUUGACCGUUGACUUUCGCAAGCCUAGGCACCCUAAUGCUUCCUGGCUUGAUCGUCUAAUGAAGAGUGCACGUUAUGUCGAGCUUGCAUACAACGCAGCCCGCGAAGUCUUGCGCUCGGCCAUACGCGUCCAUAGGAUUAGGAUGCUCAAAUAUAUGCCCACACGCUGGGUGGAGCGUAUUGUGGGCGCUGUUGCAUUCAUUGUAAAAUGUUAUCUCACGAUGGCUGCACAUUUAACAGCAUCGCACGAGGCAUCUGCGAUCCUGACAUUAAGUGCAAUCCCUCCGGAUGAGGUCGUGAACACCAUCCAAAGAGCUGCUAUUACUCUCCGAGAAGCGUCGCCAGAUGACGUCCAUUUAUGCAACAAGUACUCUACCAUCCUCAUGUACCUUUGCAGUGAGAUGAAGCUCCGAAACUGGCCUACUCCCACUCCACCAUUACCACGCUCUGUUUCUGGGGAGCCUAUUCGUGUUCCUGUCUUUGAGUGCUCUGCAACCCCCGCUGCGCGUAUAUUCUCACCGCCCCACCAUCCAGCCGAGUCUCAAACGACGGGUGGUACCGAUCCUCCACCUCUACCGGAUCAUACUUUGGCUGCGCCUAGCUCCGACCCCGCACCGCUCGACACUACUUCACACCUGCCCUGGGAGCUGAUUGAUUGGCUCCACACAAGUGAUGAGAUUGGGCUCGAUUUCGUCGAACCAUGGACCGAUGUUAUUGAACGCCUGAUGGAAAGUGGCCCAGACAAUAUAGAUACUAAUUCACUAUAUUAA